GAAGCUCAUGUUUCGGGCAGAUCUGGACAACGACGGCAAGAUCAGCAGGAAGGAGUUCCAGCAGUUCUUACUCCUGUGCUCUCCGGCAAGCGUGGCGGAAGUGUUCGACUACUGGGCGCACGCGUCGGCCAUCGACAUCGGAGAGGAUAUGAGUGCGCCGGAUAACUUCGAGUCUCAGGCUCAGGCGGUGGUGACGUUCGUGGCGGGGGCUAUCGCCGGGGUCGUGAGCCGGACAGCCACGGCGCCGUUCGACAGGCUCAAGACCCUUCUGCAGUCGGGCAAGACAAAGGGCACGAUUGCCAAGAGCAUGAGCAACAUCUACCGGCAGGAGGGGUGGCUGGCGUUCUGGAACGGCAACGGGGCCAACACUCUCAAGAUCAUGCCCGAGAGCGCGAUCCGGUUCCUGGGGUAUGAGGUCUUCAAGAAUAGAGUCUGCAAGGACCCUGAUAACGUCAGAGUCGGAGAAAGGUUUUUGGCUGGGUCGAUGGCCGGAUCGCUGGCGCAGCUUGUCAUCUAUCCCUUAGAGAUAGCCAAGACGAGGUUAGCUGUGGGUGAGAAGGGCGAAUUCAAGGGGAUAGGCGACUGCCUCACGCGCAUCGUAAGAGAGAACGGCAUGAGAGGGCUUUUCCGCGGACUGCCGGCGAGCCUCAUGGGCAUCGUCCCCUACUCCGGGACCGAUCUGGCGAUGUUCUACACCCUCAAGGCCAGAUGGAUGGCGGCCCAUCCGGGCGCUAAGGAGGGUCCUGACGUUAUGACGUUGUUGGGUUUCGGCGCGUUGUCGUCGACGUGCGGUCAGCUCGUGGCCUACCCCUUGCAGCUUGUAAGGACAAAGCUGCAGGCACAGGGGAUGCCGGGGAUCCCGCACACCUACACAAGCACUGCGGACUGCUUCCGAAGAACAUUGAAGCACGAGGGAGUCCAGGGGCUCUACCGAGGCUUGGGACCCAACUUCUUGAAGGCUCUGCCCGCCAUCGCGAUCAGCUACGCCGUUUUCGAGAAGGCCAGAACGAAGCUGUCGUCGUUGGUGCCGAAGCAUGGGGGGGGGAGUAGCCGUAGAGUGCUCGUGGGGGGCGAAAGUCCAACAACCGGGUGAUUGAUUGGGGUUUGAGGUUUUGAAGCAGCCAGUAGAAGGCGCCAGAGAGAGGGGUAGACGGCGGCUUGGGUUGAGCGACCGGUUCUCGAGGAAAGAGGGAGGUCUUGCAAGUUCAGCAAAAACCGAAACCGGGGAGACAAGUUAGAGGCCAGGCGGCAUGCGUUUGUUUGCUGCAGCGUGCAUGAUUUCGGUUUGGGUGGUGUUGCUUUCCGGGAAGAGAUGGACAGCAAACCCGGAGGGGGCCUUCCGUUGCGUGGUAGGGGUGGGGGGCGUUGUGGUCGAAAACGAGAACAGGUGUGACUUUAUUAUUGGCAUUUAGGGGAAGCUCUAACCGGAAGAGACUUUUUGUCCUGCUACCAGGCGCAAACAACAUUUUGUAAGAAGUAAAGACGUGUAGGCAGACGUGGGUUUAAGGAAGGAUGUGCAAUGUGCUUCUCUGUAUCUCACUGUUGCGCAUGGUUGCAAUGGGAUGGGUUCAACCAACCCUUGCUAUAUGUUUUUAUUGUUUCACGUGAAUUCUGCUUCAGUGGGUGACCUGGGUUCGUGGUGUACCUCCCGCCGACGUUGAUGUUGCAGAGUUAUUUUUUUUUGCUGUUGUUGCGCCUGAGGACAUGUCUGGCCGUGGUGACAUGCUGGCGACUGCUUUGAAACGCUCAAUGUCUGACCUGUACUAUCUUUUAGAGUUAACCCACCACCUUGGAAGUCGAAUCAAUGCAUCGAUCUGGAUCCAUUUGUGUCGGUGACUUGGUUGGUCGUUGUAGUUGAUUGAUCGAUUGAUUGCGUUCUUGUGUAUGUUUCGUGUUUUUCCUUCAUCUAUCGGUGUAACCCACCGGUAAAUCAAAUCCUCCGCCCUUUCUUUUUCUGAAACAACGAGUUGUUGCGCUUUGCAGAACGAAAGAAAUAGAU
Ectocarpus sp. CCAP 1310/34 is the source of this 1999-nucleotide messenger RNA. Lineage: Eukaryota; Phaeophyceae; Ectocarpales; Ectocarpaceae. The record is from the annotation of a GenBank genome assembly.